Messenger RNA from Phyllotreta striolata, 2390 nucleotides. The record is from the annotation of a GenBank genome assembly. Lineage: Eukaryota; Metazoa; Arthropoda; Insecta; Coleoptera; Chrysomelidae.
GUCGAAUUUGAUAUACACUUCAAACUGAAUUAUAAAAUUUAAUAAAUACAUAAUUAUUUGUUUCUAAAAUUUAACGAUUUCAUUUCUACAACGUGUUCUUUUCUUAGAUCAUCAUUUGAAAUUGAUAUCGAUUCUAAAUAUACCUACAUCUGUAUUAUUACUAAAUUACAACCAAUUCAACCUACACCAAAGAUAUGCGCUCACUGUCGAUAUUUAUUUUGCUGUUUUGCGUUUUUUACAAACAUGGAGCAAGUGUUAUGGCUUAUAAAGUGGGAGUUGGAAGGGCCGAUUGUACAGGACCUUCGGCGGAAAUCACGUUUAUGGGUUACGCCAAAGCCAGUCAAAAAGGUUGCGGCAUUCAUUUGAGGCAAUUCGCAAGAGCUUUCAUAUUCGAUGACGGUACUAAAAGAGUUGCAUUCGUUUCUAUUGAUUCCUGCAUGAUGAAUAAUCCUCUAAGACAAGCUGUAUUAAAAAAACUAAAAAGCAAAUACGGUAACACUUACACCGCCGAUAAUUUGGUACUGAGUGGUACUCACACUCAUAGUUCACCCGGCGGUUUUCUCAUGGACGUUAUGUUGGACAUACCCAAUUUCGGCUUCGUUAGAGAAACCUUCGAUGCCUUAGUAGCGGGUAUUGUACGAGCUAUCGGGAGAGCGCACGAUAACAUUGCGGAUAGCAAAGUUUUCGUAACGUCAGGCGAACUAUUGAAUUCCAACAUUAAUCGAAGUCCUGCAUCCUACGAACUAAAUCCCGCAGAUGAAAUAAAACAGUACAAGCACAACACCGAUACGGAAAUGGUACAAUUGAAAAUUGUUCGUAACUCCGACAAUAAAGUAAUCGGUGCUUUGAAUUGGUUCGCCGUCCACCCGACUUCCAUGAAUAACACCAAUUGUCUACUAUCGUCAGACAACGUCGGCUACGCCUCGAUAUUGCUCGAGUCUAGUAUGAAUACUAAUGAUCUACCAGGACAGGGCGAUUUCGUCGGGGCUUUCGCGUCCACAAACUUGGGCGACGUAUCUCCCAACACCAAGGGCCCCAUAUGCGUGGAUACCGGCGAAAAAUGCGAUUACGUACACAGUACCUGUCACGGGGAGAACAAAUAUUGCAUCGCCUCAGGACCCGGCAAUGACAUGUUUGAAAGUACCGAGAUCAUCGCCACCAAUAUAUUCAACAAAGCUCAGGAAUUACUAGCUGAAAAAAGUGCUACUGAAGUUAAAGGCGAUGUGGGUUUCGUGCACAGAUACGUGGAUAUGCCGUCGCAGAAAGCCACUAUAGAGGUAAAUGGAACACAGCAGGAAGUGAGAGGAUGUUUACCGGCUGUGGGAUACGGAUUCGCCGCCGGAACUACUGACGGACCGGGCGAAUUCGACUUCGCCCAAGGCAAGAGGAACAGUAGCAAUAUCUUUUGGAAUUUCGUGAGAGACUUCAUUUUCCCGCCCACUCCUGACGAUGUGGCCUGCCAUGCCCCCAAGCCCAUACUCAUCAUGUCGGGACGGAUUAAGCUGCCGUACGAAUGGCAACCGCGAGUUGUCGUCACUCAAAUACUGAAAAUAGGAAACGUGUUCUUGACGGCGGUGCCCGGAGAAUUUACCACAAUGUCCGGAAGAAGAUUAAGAAACAGCGUUAAAGAUACUAUAAUGAAAAAUGGCGGGCCUACAGACACGAGAGUUGUCAUAACAGGACUCAGCAAUGUUUAUACAAAUUACAUAGCCACACCAGAAGAAUAUCAGCUUCAACGAUAUGAAGGAGGUUCCACAAUUUACGGCCCCCACACAUUGACCAUUUAUUUGAAACUAUACCAGGAACUGGCGGAAGCUUUAAUGAAGGGGCAAAAUAUAAAUAAGACUGACGAUCCAACUCCUUUCAUUUUCCCCUCGCAAAUGCUAUCUUUGGUCACACCGGUUUAUUUCGAUAGCACUGGAAGCUGGAUGGCCAGUUUUGGGGAUUGUAUUGUCCAGCCUAGUCAAACGUAUAAAAUAGGUGAAACUGCAUCAGCUACGUUUAUAGCCGGGCAUCCGAGAAACAACAAUCUGCAAGAGAAAACUUUUCUAGCUAUAGAAAUGAAGGAUGGUAGCGAUUGGAAGACUGUUGCCACUGACGCUAAUUGGGAAACGAAGUUCAUCUGGCAAAGGGCAUCCACUUUCAAGGCUACAAGUCACGCUACAAUCAAAUGGGAAAUUCGAAAAGGCAAAUUCAAUUCUGGAACGUACAGAAUCCGUCACUACGGCAAUUACAAGUUUAUUUUAGGAGGCGUUUUUCCUUAUGUUGGAGUAUCUAGACCAUUUACCGUUACUAAGUAGUUUUAAAAAUUUUACAAAAAUAUAAAUAAUACUUGAAAGUUUGUUGUACGUACACUCUGUAUAAAUAAAUCGUUUCUAUUUUACCUGUAA